UGACUGAGCUUUGCCUGGAUACCUACUGCAUUACUCAGUAAGAACUCAACAGACAGCCAAGACUACAUGAACAGAUUUAGGACAUUUUCUGUUUCGAUUGUCAGUAGUGAACCAACAAACAAUGGAUGUCUCUGGAUCAAAACAAAUAUAUAGAAGGAAAAUACUGCGCUUGCUUUCUUGUUUCUCUUGUACCCGAGAUCAAAGUAAACGCAAACAUAGAUCCCAUGAGGUGGGAAAACACCUCUGUAGAGAAAAUAAGGCGUUGAGAGAGGAAAACAAGGCUCUGCGAAGAGACAACAAAUGCCUCUGGGGGGAAAACAAAGCCCUGGGAAGAGAAAAUGAGACCUUUCGGAUGGACAACCAGUUCAUCAGGGAAAGAAAUCAUAUCCUAAGGCAGCAAAACCAGCUACUCCGGAAGGUGAAAAGGUUGAUUUUAGAGAACCCAAAGCUGCCUGGCGAAGAACUCAGUGCCUUGAACACAGAAGGAAAUACUUUCUGGCAGCAGAAUCGAGCGAUGGAGGCUCAGAUCACAGCUCUCCGACAACAAGAGAAAGCCUUCCAGAAUGAGGCUAAGGCUCUACAUGAAGAAAUCAAAUCCCUGCGUGAAGAGACCAAGGCUCUCCAGCACCAGGAGACAGCUCUCAGAUUGGAAGAAAAAGCCCUGAUGAAGGAUAGAGUGGCUGCUGAGCUGGAGGAGGCCCUGACGAAAGAGGGGGUUGCUCUCGAGAUGGAAGAACAAGCUUUGUGGAAGGAGGAGGAGGCUCUUCGGGAGGAGAACAAGGCACUGAGAGAAGAGCACGGGGCUCUACAAGAUGAAGAAACUGCCCUGCAGGAGGAGGCUAAAAUCCUGCAGGAGUGGAAUAAUCUUCUUCAGGGGAAAAUCACAACCACCCACUCAGGAAAAGAUGCACAAUAAUGACCCAGAGAAGUGUGACCUAAGAAUACAAACGCAAUGUCAUGACCAUCGCUGUAUUUCAGAACAUAAAACCUAGAAUUCGAAGGUGAAAGAUUAUUGUCAGAAGCCUCAGAAAUUGAAGUGCUCGAUAUUUGGUCCUAAAUAUUGGAAACUAAAUAAAGGCCUG
Molecule: messenger RNA, 1082 nt
Organism: Meriones unguiculatus (Mongolian gerbil)
Lineage: Eukaryota; Metazoa; Chordata; Mammalia; Rodentia; Muridae
Product: coiled-coil domain-containing protein 70-like
Exons: 1
Coding region: 122-916 (264 amino acids)
Source: RefSeq, a predicted model, not a curated record